AUGAUACAAAACUGUGAUAAGAACACACCUAAAAUGUUGGUUGUUUACCACGCAAUUGACCAUAAAAACAUCAAAUACUUUAGUAUCUUAGACGUUGUAAGAAAAAUAUGCAAAGAACGUCAACUGAAGUUCAUUCUAUCACUUUCUAAUCCCAUUGAUGUUGGUUUCGAAGUUUCCGAUACCAAACAAUUAAAUAUUAAUCUUCAAUUUGCCCAAAAAUCGCAAAUUGAAGCACUUACAUAUGCUACUAACAAUAGGAAUAGAUAUGGAUCUAAGAUUGUCUACUUUGUUGACUCUUUAUUCGAUGUUAAGAACAUAAUUAACGAAUACCAAAAACAAACAUCGAAUUUAACAGUCAUUUCACCUGAAAUGACACCAGAAACAAGUGCCAAAGACAUUUUAUCAUUGUGUGAGAGCAAAUCCUGUUUAAUUCCUUUGUUUUUCGAACAUCAAAUCACAUUUGAAUUUAUUUAA
This is a messenger RNA of Trichomonas vaginalis G3, 474 nucleotides long. Its product is annotated as protein polyubiquitination. The record is from RefSeq and is a predicted model, not a curated record. NCBI's taxonomy places the organism in Eukaryota, Parabasalia, Trichomonadida, Trichomonadidae. The transcript has a single exon. Bases 1 to 474 code for a protein of 157 amino acids.